UGAAGAAAACAAUGAUGUCACUCCUCUGCCGCUUUACCAGGCUGACCCUGCAGCUGUGCAGGCCAAAGCCAGCAGGUUGUUUCUGGAUGAAAUAUCUGCUGGAUCAGCAUCAGAUCAGACAGCAGCCACCGGGAGCUUCACCAUGCCUUUCUCCAGGUCAAUAUUAGGAAGCAGCAGAAUAUCCAGCCAGUCUACCAUAGAGUCCAUGAACGAGGAGAUUGAAGAUGCUUUCUCCAAACGGGACAUGAUCAUCAACUUCCCAGAUGUGCAGGGGAGGAGAGACAUUAUGAAAGAACAUGUGACAGAGGACAUGUUGAAAGAGGUCACAGAUGUCCUCAUCUCUGAGACAGGCAGCAUCUCUCUGUUGGACAUCCCCACCACCUUAGUAUCAGUGGAUUCUGAUGAUGCAGAAGCUAUCAUAGAGAGAAACAAUCAGUAUGCUGAGGUUUGCAAAAACAGAAUGGACAAUGAUAAGUAUGUGGAUCGAACAGCACAGACGUUGAAUGAAGCAACUAAAAACAAACAGGUCCAGAGUGACGCCAUGGUCAUGGUGGACACAGCCACGAAUGUUACCACCUGGGACAUGUAUGACACUUUGAUCAGCCCUGAGCAGGAUGAAAGGGUGAGCAGCCCUGAACUAGGGAGGGCUGACUAUCCAGAAGCUGCUGGAGACUCCAGCAGAGCUGCAGAGAGGAGCGCUUCAGUGGGCAGCACAGCCAGUACAGCCAGUGCAAAUAGCUCAUUGAAAGAAGUGGAAGCGUUUGGAAGCAGUUUAAACAGUGAGACAGACCUGCAGCUGAUCAUGCUGUCAGAGGAAUUCCAACACUGCUUACUGGCAAUGGAGAGGAGCAUCCUGGGAAAUACUUUCCAAACCAAACUGGCUGCUUACAGACAGCUGCCCGUAAUAGAAGAUCCAGACAGUGUGGUGAAGCCGUGGAUGGUGGAGCAGAGGGAGGAGGAUCCAGAGCGCCCCCGGUCUCCAGCUGUGGAGCUCCUCUGGGCUUUCAGCUGUGAGCUGAGCAGAGGACGCAGUGUCAACAGCAUGGCCUGGAACAAAAAGAACCCGGACCUCCUGGCUGUGGGCUAUGGUGAGCUUGGCUCCAGUAGCCACAAACAAGGCCUGGUGUGCUGCUGGUCUCUCAAAAAUCCCACGUGGCCCGAGCGUGUUAUCCACUGUGAAAGUGCUGUGACUUCCCUGGAUUUCUCCUCCAACAACCCCAGUCAGCUGGCUGUGGGCAUGCAAGAUGGCAGCAUCGCUAUCUUCAAUGUGAAGAGUCAAGACCAGUCAUGUGUCAUCAGCAGCAGUGAAUGUACCAACAAGCACUUGGAUCCAGUGUGGCAACUCAGGUGGAUCCAAGAAGAAUUGAGCUUAACAGGAGACAAGUUAGAGUUUCUGUUUUCAGUGGCUGCAGAUGGAAGGAUCAGCAAGUGGUUUGCCUGCAACAAUGGCCUCGACUGUAUAGACCUGAUGAAGCUCAGGAGGGUUCAUAAUACAAAGAAAGCUGGAGGAACCAAGACAGAGAACAAGUCUGAAAGCAUCGUGUCUGCUCUGACUCCUGGUCUGUGCUUUGACUUCCAUCCAACAGACUCCAGUGUCUACCUGGUUGGCACGUGGGAAGGUCUCAUUCACAAGUGCUCCACUUCCAAUACUCAGCAGUUCCUGGAGACUUACAGGAAGCACUUUUGUCCUGUGAACCUUAUUGCCUGGAAUCCACUCAGUCACAAUGUGUUCUUGAGCUGCUCCUCUGAUUGGACCAUCCAGCUGUGGAAGCAGGACUGCCAAACGCCCAUAUUAGGCUUCACCUCCAACCAGAGAGCAGUGUGCAGCAUCAAGUGGUCUCCAAAGUGGGCCACAGUGUUUGGGGCUGUCAAUGAGGGACAACUGGAGAUCUGGGACCUGAAUUCAAGCAUUUUGGACCCAGUCAUUGUGCAGCCUGCUGCCGCUGGUGUGAAGAUGUCCUCCCUGCUGUUUGCCACACAGACAGACUGUGUCCUUGUGGGAGACAGGGAUGGACAUGUGACUGUCUACCAACUCAAGAACCUCAGUGUGGGGGACAGCAGCCAGGUGGACAUUCUGGAGGACAUCAUCCAUUCUGCAGCUCACAGAAAGCUUUAAAAAAAAAAAAAAAAAACUCAGGCAGAUUUUGGUCUUUGUCUGCAGAAGAUGCAUCAGUACAAAGAAAAGUAUACAGAAGUCUAAAUAAUACAGUUUAAGUACAUUUUGGAAUAAGUCAAUACUAUAUAUUCACCUGUACCAUUGA
This is a messenger RNA of Centropristis striata (black sea bass), 2261 nucleotides long. RefSeq names its product dynein axonemal intermediate chain 4 (gene dnai4). Gene Ontology annotation, biological process: cilium movement. NCBI's taxonomy places the organism in Eukaryota, Metazoa, Chordata, Actinopteri, Perciformes, Serranidae. The transcript has 15 exons. Gene Ontology annotation, cellular component: axonemal dynein complex. Bases 143 to 2116 code for a protein of 657 amino acids. The record is from RefSeq and is a predicted model, not a curated record. Gene Ontology annotation, molecular function: dynein heavy chain binding; dynein light chain binding.